Cryptosporidium ubiquitum is the source of this 738-nucleotide messenger RNA. RefSeq lists its product as uncharacterized. The coding region runs from base 1 to 738 and encodes 245 amino acids. The record is from RefSeq and is a predicted model, not a curated record. Lineage: Eukaryota; Apicomplexa; Conoidasida; Eucoccidiorida; Cryptosporidiidae. The transcript has a single exon.
AUGGGAGAGAAUAUAAAUAGAGCUCAAGUUUUGUGGUUAAUUAGGAAUUAUUUGUUUGGUUUAGAAGCAAACAAAGCAGUCAAAUACAUUGAUAAAUAUUUUCCAGAAAUAAAUAAUUUAGACAAAAAAAGCACUAAAAAACUUAAAAAGUUACCUGAUUUACAUGAAAUUUUGAGACAGUUUUAUAAAUUUAAUGAGGAAAAGAUAGUUGAAAAAAAAAAUACUUUGAAUGAUUUACAAUUGAAUCAAUCUAAAGAGCAAAUCACUAUUGAAUCAUCUAUUCAGGGUAAUUUAAAUAUAAACAAUAGUGCUACUCAAGUUAAUACUAAUAAGAAAAGCAAAAAAAGAAAAUCUUCAGAAAUAGUACAGAAAAAAAGUAUAAGUGAAGAAACAAACCCUACUACUGAAGAUGAAAUAGGGAAUAAUGAAAAUCAAUUAUCCACCUUUAAUCCAGAUUAUUCAACUUGUGCAUCUAUUCAAAAUAGAUUCAAAAGAAUUGAUGAGAACAAGUACAAAGACAAACUUUCAGACGAAAGAUUGAAUGACAAUUCAUAUUGGAACAUGAAGAAGUACAGCAAUAAUUCUGACGACUUUGCCUCGAAAGCUGCGUUUGAACUUGGACAAGUAAGAGGAAAAGGAUUCAGACAAGAAAAAGCUAAGAAAAAAAGAUGCUCAUGGAAAGGAAAUGGUACUAUUUCUACUGGCGUUAGCUCAAUUCAAUUUAGUGAUUCAGAUUAG